AAGCAAAGAGGUGCACAGAGAGGAGGCUCAGGGCUGUGUCUGGUCCGGCCUUUCGGGUGGGAGCAAAUGGGCAAGGGCUGGGUUCUCUGAGUGACGGCUGCAACCUCUCGGGGGAAGGAUGCUCCAGGGGCUCGCCUGCCUCGCCUUCGGCCUUGCAUGGCUGCUCCUGCGCCCGAGCUUGGCGUCCCCGUGCCUGGAGCAGUGCAGAUGUUACAUGAACACCUUGCUCUGCCUGGAGCCAAACAGCAUCCAGAGCCUGUCACAACUGCGGAGCUUGGAGAACUUCACUGAAGUAGUCAUUGAAAACCAGUCGAGCUUGACCAACUUGACCCAGGAUGACAUCAAGAACCCGCGGGAGCUGAAGAACCUGACCAUCUCUAGGACGCAGCUGCAGUCCAUUGCACCCGAUGCCUUCCAGACCAGCUCGAACCUGAUCUACCUGUGAGUCAGAACGGCCACCUCAAGCAGACCCCAACUUCACGUUGUCGCUUCUUGUCUUUGGCGUGGGGGGCAGGGGGCAGAAAGGCACCUCCGUGGCGACACCCUCCCCAGCCUCAGUCCACCAUCUGCAAAAUGGG
This is a messenger RNA of Sphaerodactylus townsendi, 578 nucleotides long. RefSeq names its product high affinity nerve growth factor receptor-like. The transcript is spliced from 3 exons. Lineage: Eukaryota; Metazoa; Chordata; Lepidosauria; Squamata; Sphaerodactylidae. The record is from RefSeq and is a predicted model, not a curated record. Bases 119 to 445 code for a protein of 108 amino acids.